CAAUAGGUAAAAAUGCAUUCAUUCAUUUUAAACAUUGCUCUGUUCUUUAUCUUGAUAGCUUCAUCAUCAACUCUAUGCAAUGGGUUGACGAGGAAGGUGAGUGGCGAGACAGACCCAAUAGUACUAACAUGUAGGAAGGUGACUGAUUUCGGGUUCUGUGUCAUCACACUCCGGUCAGAUCCACGAAGUGCCAAAGCGAGUGUCUACGGGUUGGCCCAAAUAGCCCUUGGUAAGCUCGGGAAUCAUGCAAAGGACACUUCAAGCUAUACCCGAGAGCUGCAAAAAGGUUGCCCUGUUCAGAUGAAGAGGGCAGUUGGUGUUUGUGUUCAUUACUAUUCCAUAGCUACUCUCAAAGAUGUCCCUGCUGCUGUUAAAUUUUUGAAUGCCAAGGCGUAUGGAGUCGCCAAAAAGGCGGCUUCAGCUGCUAUGAUGGAUGAGGCACAGUGUCAGGCGGUAAUUAACAAGAACCCUUCACCAAUAUGGCAAAUGUUGAAUAGCAGGAACGAAUAUAUGCAUGAUUUGUCUCAAUUAUCUAGUGAUCUUAUUGGAUUAAUAAGGUAGUUUUAAUUUUUUAUUGAAGGCAUAAGAACGAAAUUUCUGUUACUCCAUUGAUCAUUGCGACUGCAAACUAGUGCUACCAUUGAUGUAGGAGAGCAGUUGUGGUGAGAUUGACUUGGAUGUUUUAUUUAGGCCUUUCGUUUAUCCCAUAAUAAAUAUUCAAUUU
This is a messenger RNA of Spinacia oleracea (spinach), 724 nucleotides long. RefSeq names its product cell wall / vacuolar inhibitor of fructosidase 1-like. The record is from RefSeq and is a predicted model, not a curated record. Bases 13 to 561 code for a protein of 182 amino acids. NCBI's taxonomy places the organism in Eukaryota, Viridiplantae, Streptophyta, Magnoliopsida, Caryophyllales, Amaranthaceae. The transcript has a single exon. Gene Ontology annotation, molecular function: enzyme inhibitor activity.